ACAAGGCGAACAACAAGGUAGCUUACGUUUGUAUAUAUCCCUGACAUCGGCAACUCGGAAAACAGUCGGCUAAGCAUUGCUUCGGAUAUGGUGGUGACGCGGUAGAGCCAAAUCGAGAGCGAAGUAGUGAAAACGGCAAUAUUCUCCUUAAACACAUGUAUAUAUCAUCCACAUACGCUCAGUAAACCCGCAGAAGUAAGGUUUCCCCAAGUUUUCGAGGAUUCAUGGAGGAGAAGAAGGAAGACGGCGACUCGGAGAUCCAGGAACACGGACCCGAGCACUGGUUCUCAAAAUGGGAGCGGCAGUGUUUGGCCGAGGCGGAGCAGCGAGAGCCGAGCGAGGAGGAGGCCGACAACGACCAGGAUAAACUGUGGCAUCUUUUCCAGAACUCCGCCACCGCAGUGGCACAGUUAUACAAAGACCGAGUAUGUCAUCAACAGGGCCUGUCACUCUGGGUGCCAUUUCAGAAUGCUGCUACGGCAGUCACCAACCUGUACAAAGAGAGUGUCGAGGCCCAUCAGAGAAGUUUCGACAGGGGCAUCCAGAUAGGACACCAGCGGCGUAAUAAGGACAUGUUGGCCUGGGUAAAAAAGCGCCGGAGAACUAUCCGCAGGGAGGAUCUUAUCAGCUUCCUGUGUGGCAAAGCACCCCCACACAGGAGUAGCAGGGCCAGCACGAGGCUGGCCAUGGUGGCUCCCAGCCGGGCCAACUCGCCGGCUGAGACCGGCUCGUCUGUGGAAGCCGACCUGCAGCCCUUCAGGGAGGCCAUCGCGCUGCACGGUCUGAGCGGGGCCAUGGCGAGCAUCAGCGUGCGCUCGGGCCCCCCGGGGUCCCCUACACACGUGAGCGGGAGCAGCAGUAACGGAGGCGGCGCCGGCGGAGGGGCGUCUUCGGGCUCGGCGGCGUUGUGCCGCGGCAGACGCAACGGCCUCCUGGACGUAGACCUGAACACUUUCAUCUCUGAGGAGAUGGCGCUACACCUGGACUCGUCCGGCUCGGCCUCGGCCGGGGGAGGGGGCGCGGCCAGAAAACGAAACUCCACCCAGUGCAGUGACGUCAUCACAGACUCGCCCACUCACAAACGCAACAGGAUGAUUUGAAGCGGCACUGGGCUUAACGUUCGGAAGGCCGUCUGCGGCGGAUCGUGUGGCAGGGAUCCAGGCAGUUGUCUCGUGGGUGAAGAUGCCCUGUGCUGAAGCCACUUGAUUCUCGACACAUUUGUGCCCUUACCCCCGCCCACCACCCACCACCUUAACAAGGACGUGAGGUGUCACCGAGGACGUCAAACACUUCUUUCUGUUACUCACUGGUCCACACUUGAUGUCCAGCCCAGUCCUUGGAUUGCUUCAACCACUUUUUCUUUUACCACCAGUGUUAAACAUCAUUUCCACUGUCUACAACAGUGAUAGCCAAAUUUACGUUUCACUCAGUAAAAAGCCUUUUUUUUUGGGUUAUUAUAGUAUUCAUUGAAGAUAAUUGAGGAUCUUGAGAGAUGUAUUCUCCCCCCCCACCACCCUUUUUUUGCAGUCUUAUUCUAAAAAGCAGCUGCUCGAUUAUGUGAUUGUGGGACUUUUCCGAUGAGUUGCAAUAAGGCUUUUUGCACUUAACUAUUUCAUGCAAACAAAAUCAGCUCUUCCAUUACGUUGCAGUCGUAGCCUCUCCCGAGUCCUGACGUUUGGAAGCUGCUGAGCGCUUGGCGUCACUUCUCUAGUUUUCCUGUUUCUGGAUUGAACUUUGAGAGAACAUCGGUGCUGUAAGAAUAAAAGGUUGUCAACGGCAAGUCUCGAACAUUUCUCAUCAGACUCGAGAUGUGCUCCCAAGCUAUUCCAUAAUUUGCUCUCUCAUAGGCUAUCAUUUAAUUAAAAUGCCAGACGAUGGCUUUCGGAUAUUGUUUUGACACACCUGGCUCAAAUUUUUGUAGUUUUUUUUAAAAAAAUGAUUCCCCGAAGAUCUCGUGAAGCAUUUUAUUUCCAGUCAGGCUCUGCUAUCUUGGCAUUUACACUUGAAGUGACCCACCGUGUGACGUUAGUGACGCUCUCAUCUCGACAACACGGGAAGUAUACGAAGCGUGUCAGUUUUGUUGAAACUUCAAACCCGUUUUACUUUGGCUCUCACUUUCCUGCAUGAGCGCUGGCUUCAUCUUUUGAUUGUCUCGCUUAAUCAUUUGCUUCAUUUAUUAUAAUUUUUUUUGCAGAA
This is a messenger RNA of Syngnathoides biaculeatus (alligator pipefish), 2196 nucleotides long. It is a transcript of the gene hapstr1a, whose product is annotated as HUWE1 associated protein modifying stress responses a. The record is from RefSeq and is a predicted model, not a curated record. Bases 225 to 1100 code for a protein of 291 amino acids. The transcript has 5 exons. NCBI's taxonomy places the organism in Eukaryota, Metazoa, Chordata, Actinopteri, Syngnathiformes, Syngnathidae.